Molecule: messenger RNA, 5319 nt
Organism: Paramormyrops kingsleyae
Lineage: Eukaryota; Metazoa; Chordata; Actinopteri; Osteoglossiformes; Mormyridae
Gene: hhip
Product: hedgehog interacting protein
Source: RefSeq, a predicted model, not a curated record
GCUAGUUAAAAAGAAGGAGGAAAGCAAAAAGAAACAUGUGAGCGUUUUUGAAGGUCCAGUGAGAGUGAACUUAGUGCUACUUUUUUGACCUAACACACCAACCACUGUGCAGUAACGGAAUUUAACUUAUGGAAAGGCAAAAAAGUUAAGCUGACAUCAAAACACUGUUUUAUUUUAAUAUCAGAUAUUGUUUUUAUUUCUGUGUUAUGUCAUCAUAACCAGCACUUCAAUUUAUUUAUUUUUAAGUACUAUUUUCUUUUAAAUAUAUUUAAUAGAGAUUUCUUUAUGCAUAUAUAUAUUCAAGUAAAUUAUUAUAAGCAUUGUUUACCUCUUUCUCGUAACAAAAAUCUUAGCAUUUUAUUUUUUCAUAUAGAUAAAUAGUUGCAUUUGCCGUUUUUUAAUUUUUGUUUUGCUGAAGCAUUUUGAGCAUGAAACAUUUAAAAAUUGUACUGGUGUUGGCAAUCGCGGUUAACGUCUGGGAAUGUGGUGAUGCAAAAUUCGGUGAAAAGGGUGAAGUUAGUCCAAGGAGGAGGAGAUGUUACGAUGGAAGCCUACCGAAGCGCCUGAAAAAGAGAGAGAGAAAACUGUCAGUGGACAGCGGCAGCAGCGGGGAGAUUUGUCACAGACUGUACCCUCGCGUGUCCUGCUGUCCCACCAGGAGAGCCGCCUAUCAGAUUCUUCACCGGCGAGACGCCAGGGUCUUCUCCACCAACAACACAGAGUGCGCACGGCUCUUGGACGAGAUCAAAUGCGCCCGCUGUUCGCCUCACGCCCAGGUGCUCCUGCACGCCCCGGCUCCCGCAGCCGCAUUGCACCCGGAGCCCCGCCUGCCACGGCUCUGCCAUGACUACUGCCGGGAGUUCUACUACACCUGCAGGGGCCGCAUACCAGAGCUGUUCCAAGCAGAUGUGGACGAAUUCUGCCAGUACUAUGGGAGACGGGACAAUGGCCUAUGCUUCCCCGACUUCCACCGACAGCAGACACGAGGUCCCACCACCAACUACCUGGACCUGGAGGAUGAGAAGCUAGAGAACAUCAACAGGAAGCACAAGCACAACUGCUACUGCGUCCGGGAGGUGAUGAGCGGCCUGCGGCAGCUGGUGGGGGCAGUGCACUGCGGGGACGGCUCCCAGCGCCUCUUCCUGCUAGAGAAAGAGGGCUACGUGCAUAUCCUGACCCCCGGCAUGGAGCUGCUUCACGAGCCCUUCCUAGACAUCCACAAGCUGGUCCAGAGUGGCCUGAAGGGCGGAGAUGAAAGGGGCCUCCUGAGCCUUGCAUUCCACCCCAAUUACAAGAAGAACGGCAAGCUGUACGUCUCCUACACCACCAACCAGGAGCGCUGGGCCAUCGGGCCACACGACCACAUCCUCCGAGUGGUGGAGUACACAGUCUCCAGGAAAAACCCAAACCAGGUGGAUGUGAGAACCAAGCGAGUUCUGGUGGAGGUGGCCGAGCUGCACCGGAAACACCUGGGCGGCCAGCUCUUGUUCGGCCCCGACGGCCUGCUGUAUAUCAUCUUAGGUGACGGCAUGAUCACGCUGGAUGACAUGGAGGAGAUGGACGGCCUUAGUGACUUCACGGGGGCCGUCCUGCGGGUGGAUGUGGACACAGACUGCUGUAACACCCCCUACUCCAUCCCCAGGAGCAACCCUUACUUCAACAGUACAAACCAGCCCCCGGAAAUCUUUGCCCACGGCCUGCAUAAUCCAGGCAGAUGUGUCGUAGACCAUCAUCCCAUGGACAUCAACGGAAGCCUCCGGAUCCUGUGCACCGAUGCCAGCAGUCGAAACUCAAGCGGCGGGCGAAUCCUCGAGGUCCUCAAGGGAAAAGAUUACGAGUACGAGCCUCCGAUCCUGGACCUGAAUUACGGCAGCAGCAGCUCGGCCCCUGUGGGCGGCUUCAUCUACCGCGGCUGCCAGUCCAGGAGGCUCUACGGCAGUUACGCUUUCGGGGACCGCAGCGGGAACCUGCGCAUCCUACAGAAGCCGUCAGCGGGCAGACCUUGGCAGGAGAAGCCCCUGUGUGUGGGGAGCAGCGGCACGUGUGGCAGCUCCAUCUCUGGACAGAUCCUGGGAUUUGGGGAGGAUGAGUUGGGUGAGGUGUACAUUCUGGUCACCAGCAAGAGCAUGGCCCAGUCCAAUAAUGGCAAGCUAUACAAACUGGUGGAUCCAAAGAGGCCCCCGCUGCCCAAGGAAUGCCAGCGUACGGUGGAGCCCCCAGAGCUGCUGGGGACGGCAUGCUCUCGGCAGUGCAAGAACGGGCACUGCACCCCAACCGGAAGGUGCUGCUGUAGCCCCGGCUGGGAGGGGCCCUUCUGCAGAGUGGCCCGGUGCGAGCCCACGUGCCGCAAUGGUGGCGUCUGCAUGGAGCCCAACGUGUGCCUGUGCAAGAGCGGCUACUCGGGCCUGCAGUGUGAGCGCGGCGAGCGUGGAGAGCCAGUCCCCGAGGCCAAAGACGGCCUGCUGGACCACCUCAUCGACGUCACCUCCUACCUGCUGGACCUCACCAGCUACAUCGUGUAGGCCGGUGCUGGGGGGGGGGGCUUUGAUCGCCGCACGCCACAGAUAUCACCCCCUGCUCCGCUGAUCACGCCUCCAAUCCACACGCCCCGUAACGCUACGCGCCGGCGCCCACCGAAAGGACCCCCCCCAAACAGGGCAACAGCCAGAGAAAAUGAAAAGGCAAAUCCCGCACCCUCCCCCACACCCAACAUAAGGACUUGGACACUGGCUGAGUGUCUCUUCUGAGCAACAUCUGUCCUGGAUUUGUGUCAGUCCCCUGACUGUGACUCCCAGUCACUAAGACUCGCUAGUGACUCUCUGUCACGAGGACCUUCUGUUGUUGGUCUUCCCACCACUCUUGGGACCCCACCGACCCUCCAGGAAAAGAAGCAAUUCUUCACUCUCAGACCCUGGGUGCAGCUUGGCAAGGAGGCACACCUUCUGUAUGGACAAGAUGAAGGAAUAUCGGGAGUGUUUCGUCUGAAGUCUUACUCUCAGUUUGACAUUUGCAUGGUGGCCGGGGGGGGUGGGGGGGAGGUGGUGAGGCUCGUGCCUGUGCCUGUAUGGAGAGAGGUCCCCCCAUCAGAAAAACACACACCCAUAUCCCAGAGCUUAUCAGAGAAGCACAUUUUCCGCAGAGAUUCGUUUUUUAAUUUGUUGUAGGGUAACAGCCUUUUCAUCAACAUCAGCAGUGUACCAUGGACUGGGCUGUGGCGACCAGCAGCGCCUCCUCUGUGCUGAUCUGGGGUCAGCCAUCUCCGGUAACGCGGACAGAGCUCUUUCCCUGGGGUCCGGACUUUCCGACGGCAAGCGGCGGAACGUCAGCGCCGGGUGACAGCCGUCACUUAAAAAGAAACAAACAAACAACGUCUUGGGCACUUGUGUUUCCCGCAGAUUGGCACCCGAGGGCCCGUCCCCCAAAAUUAGCGCCCGUCGCCCGCAAAGCUAUAGAAUUAUGCAUUUAAAAUUUUCAAAUGAAGAUAUAAUUCAAUAGUGUAGUGAUGUAAUUAUAAUCUACAGCCAAUAGCCUUUUACUAGUAAAAGAACAUCAUGGUGAAUAAACACAAAGCUUAAAACUCUACUAAUUUUUAUGGCUAUUGAUAGUGGUGAAGUUUGGAUAAAACAAAUAAAUGAACAGAGAAAAUAUUCUAUAUAAAGUGCCACUGAAUUUACAUGUUUUACUUUUCUUUCAUUCGAUGAGGAUCGUCCAGGCUGCUUCAUGAUAUGUUCAUGUCAUGUUCUCUUCUUCUGAGACCGUUCCUCUAGUUCGCUUGGUGUAGAAUGAAGGUCAUCACUGGCAUCAGGGUCCAGUGUCCACAUACUCAUGACCCCGCUGGAUACUGAAAUCCACCAGCACUGGUUUCAGGCACGUUUCAAUGGUGUACAGUUUAGAUGUUCAACGCUGAGGUCUUCUGGACCCAAGGUGUCGGUUGAUCAAGCUGUCUCGAUCUACACCCCAGCUACGCGGCUCACGUGCCGUACGUACUGGUCAAAUUCACCCUAGUCUCUAACACUGUUCAAAAGAGAAAACACGUCAUGGGUUAUGUUCUGUGAUGGACAAGAUGGAUGAUUCCUUAACCUGAGAAAUAGCAGCCAUUUUUGCUGAUUGUAAGACAUUUUCUUGUUCGAAAUAGCCUAGCGUCAACGCCUAGCAAUCCCACUUUUCGUCAAAAGUUCCUAGUCAUCUCUGUUACUCUCACCCAUGUGCCUGGGUUUCGGUGUUGAUUGGAUACCAGAAAGGCCCAUUUUAACCGUUUGUCCAGAACUCAACCUGGUGUGAACCAGACAUACUCCCUGUCUUUCUGUCAUUUUGAAAUGCAAGCCAUAUCGUGGUGUUCAAUCUCGUAAUUCUCCUAUAAUGCAUCUGUCUGCUCAGCUGUUUGGAGACAAGCCAAAUUAUGGACAUGUUUGCCAUGCUAUUUUACAAAAACGAUUAAAUUGGACAUAAUGAAAGUGACAGAGAGCAUACAGAUAUUUUAUUCUCAUGUUCAGUAAGGCCGAGUGUGUCUGAGGAGCCCAUAUGACACAUGCAAAACACUUAAGCGAUAUUUUUAGUAAAUAAGAGGUGAUUCAUAACCAUGUGUGCUGUAGGCCGUGAAUUUUGAUAUAUAAAGACUUCAGAAGACUCCAGUGGUGACGACAUAAAUUAGCCAUACUGCAGAUGUCGUAAAAAGUGGCCAUUGUUAAAAUAUAUAAUAUGAAUGUUUAAGAAGCUGAAACUUUCCACAUCCACUACCAAGGGAUAUCCGAUCGAUAUCAUACUCCACGUCACUCCAGACGUCCCACGUCUCCCACCCCAACUGGCCCUCCGCUUUAGCGCGGCGUGUGAGUAUAAGUGCUAAUCAGAAUUCACAUCCAAAGUGUGCUUAAAAUCAUCAGGGUUUGUAACAUUACGAGAUAAUUGUACCAUAGCACUGUUUGUAGAUUUCUAUAUAGGGAUUCUGAUUGCAACAAAACCAUGUUUAUUUUUCUUUAUUAUUAAUAUGAUGAUGAUUAUUAUUAUUAUUAUUGUCCUAAAUGUGUGUGCUAUUGAUUAUUAUAUGGAAUAGUAAAUUCUACAAAAUCCAUGCUGUAAGUUUAAAAUCCAUAAUUUUAGCACUUAAUGUGAAUCUUGCAUCAGAGCUGCUGAGAUGGCCCGUGUGAAUAGAGUAAUCGUUUUCAUUAUUUAAGUAGUUAUGCAAAGGUUAUUUAAAUCCUCUACAUUGUUUGUACCUUGUGAAGAUAUGGAUUUUCAUUUUUUUUUGUAAAUAUAACUGGGAUUCUCUUCGGUCUCUUUUCUGAAAUAGCUGUCUAUUAAAGUUUAUAGCAUGUCCGAUCA